UCAAUGGAACUGAAAUCAAGCACCAAUGGGUCUAGUGCGGAUCUGUUCGAAAACUAUACCUUCAAUGCCGAUAACAACACCAACAAUGGAACACCGGUUCCAGAUUUUGGCAAUGAUGCUGCCUGGAUUCUCACCUCAACUUUCAUUAUCUUCACCAUGCAGUCAGGAUUUGGUCUGCUCGAAUCUGGAGCUGUCUCGAUGAAGAAUGAAACGAACAUUAUGGUAAAAAACGUCGUUGACGUCGUACUCGGAGGAAUCACCUACUGGCUGUUUGGCUACGCGCUGUCCUUCGGGGAGUCGGAGUGGACGAAUCCGUUCUGCGGCUGGGGAGGUUUUGCCUUGAACCCCGACGAAGAUGCGAUGGGGGAGGUCUACACCAAAUUUUUCCAACUCUCUUUCGCCACGACUGCCACCACAAUCGUGUCCGGAGCAGUAGCUGAAAGGUUCAACUUCGUGGCCUACGUGCUUUUCUCAACGGUCAACACAGUCAUCUACUGCAUCCCCGCUGGCUGGCUUUGGGGUAACCACGGUUUUCUCCGCAAAAUGGGAGUCAUCGACAUUGCUGGGUCGUGCGGUGUCCACGUAUGUGGAGGAUCCUCUGCUCUGGUGGCUGCUCGACUGGUAGGACCCAGAAUCGGCAGGUAUGACCAAGGAGAGAGUCCUUUACCGAUGGGAUCGCCAACGAAUGCAAUCCUUGGCAUGUUUAUGCUGUGGUGGGGAUGGUUAGGAUUUAACUGUGGAAGCACGUAUGGAGUCAGUGGAGCUCUUUGGAAAUACGCUGCUCGCACGGCCGUCAUCACUCUUAUGUCCAGCAUUGGAGCUGGCCUCGCCGGAAUGAGCAUCUCAUGGUACAAGAAUCAUCGUCUUGAAAUUGGUGACGUCGUUAACAGCGUCCUAGGAGGUCUUGUGUCCGUCACUGCUGGCUGCGCUCUCUUCACUACCUGGGAGGCUCUGGCUGUUGGUACCAUAGGAGGCACAAUUUCCGUGAUGGCUAUGCCCAUGUUUGACAAAAUGCAUAUUGAUGACCCCGUGGGGGCUACUUCAGUACAUGGACUCUGUGGUAUGUGGGCCAUGAUAGCAAUCGGACUUUUUGUCAAAGCAGACUCGCUUUUACGUUUUACUAGCGGGAACGCGGGACUCUUCCGAGGCGGGGGGUUUUACUUACUCGGCAUUCAGACCCUUGCCUGCGCUUGUAUCUCCGUAUGGUCAAUGCUCUCCACGUACGUCAUACUAAAAGCUAUCGAUAUGUUUUGCGUCUCGAUUCGAAUGUCCGAGUGGGAGGAGUUGGUAGGCGCCGACUUUGCCGAGCACGCCAUUCGUCGGAGGAAUAUCGGUGUGAGCCGAGCUGUGUCUGUUCUUGGGCUUCAGCACCACGGACGCGAUUACAGUGAUAUUGCUCCUCAGGGAGACAAUCCGUGCCAUCAGUUGGUGCUGGCUGAGAUGAAAGCUAUGUCGAGGCGUGGCUCAAGUGUUUCCAGAGCUGUGGCCCGGGUAACUGAUAAAAAGGCGAAGAUGAAGAUGCCGUCCUUUAACUUCCUUUCCUUCUGUCGAAGGAAGAAGAGUGCGAGGAGUUCCACCAGCGCCAGGAACAAGAUUAACGUCAUACCCUUUCAGCCUCCGGAGGGUUAUGGUGCUUGGGAAUGAAAGAGCAUCUUGCAGAUUAUUAAAUUUGGUCUAAAUAGUAGCAUCCGAUUGUGCGUGACUUCCGGCGAAUGGAAUGGAAGGACGACACUUCGACCAUGCUCGGAGCAUUUGGCAAAUGAUUAAAGUUUGCUCAGUCAACACAAGUACAAUAUAUAGGCCUACUGUGCGUUGAAAUCUGAAAUCCCAUUAAAACAGAGGUCAUUUUUGUUUUGAGAAAUCGGGUGAUUUUGAGUAGGAUUUUGUAACUAAUAAAGGUAGUACAUUAACUUAGAUAUUAAUGGUAUCGCAAUCAGCAUGAAAUCUUAGCGGAUGUCAUGAUGAAGUUUCAAGUGACUAACCUCAGCCAUUUACUAGAAAAUAAGUUAUUAUGUUUUGGUCUCGAAGUCGGAUCACCACACGUUUGCAAUCAUAUUAGAAGCACCUAUCAUUGGGACCUUAUCAAGAGUAGUAAGAGUGAUCAUAUUUAUUUAAUAGUUAGUUAAUUCAUCAUGAUGCUUAUUGAUAGAAUCCAUUCUUACUUAGUAUUCAGUCUUAUCUCACAACAACUAUCUUUGGGGACAUGUAAUUGUCCUCUUUUCUUCUUGGCUCGUUUUAGCAUAGAAAGUAA
Macrobrachium nipponense is the source of this 2251-nucleotide messenger RNA. Its product is annotated as putative ammonium transporter 3. Gene Ontology annotation, biological process: ammonium transmembrane transport; ammonium homeostasis. The record is from RefSeq and is a predicted model, not a curated record. Gene Ontology annotation, cellular component: plasma membrane. Lineage: Eukaryota; Metazoa; Arthropoda; Malacostraca; Decapoda; Palaemonidae. Gene Ontology annotation, molecular function: ammonium channel activity.